GGCGUGGCCAUGGAAUAACGGGCCGCCUCUCCACCCAAGAACAACAGAUAAAUACAAGAGACCCAAUCGAAGUCGUAAUCUGCAGCUGGAUGUCCCGCAGCCCCAGAUAUAAUUUGCUCUCCUGAAGUCCUGUCUUAGCAAGAAGGAAGUGGAAAAGACUCUUGGGGAAAAAAAACGAAGACAGUAAGAAAACCAGAGCUAAUUUUUACAUGGUUGUCAGCUCAGUUAACAAUAUGGACACUUUUCCUACUGACUUUCCUCCUGGAGGAGACAGUGGGCCAGCAGACUCGCAAUCUGAAUUUCAAAAAAUGUUAAUUGAUGAAAGGUUACGAUGCGAACAUCACAAAACCAAUUAUCAGACUCUGAAAAAUGAACACACAAGGUUGCAGAAUGAAUACAUGCAGUCACAGAAUGAACUCAAGCGCCUGCUAAAUGAAAAACAAACUCACCAGGAAAAAUUUCAGCUACUGCUUGAAGAACUAAAAGGGGAGUUGGUAGCGAAAACUAAAGACCUAGAAGAAACAAAGCUGAAGGUAUUAUCUCCACAAAGUAUGGAAUUGUUAAGAGCCCGAAUACAGAAGGAAAUAGAGACUCCAAUGAGAGAGCGUUUUAAGAAUCUGGAUGAUGAAGUGGAAAAGUAUAGAUCUGAAUAUAAUAAGCUUCGCUAUGAAUAUACAUUUCUUAAAUCAGAAUUUGAACACCAGAAAGAUGAAUUUGCUCGUAUGUUAGAAGAAGAAAAAAUAAAGUAUGCAUCAGAGAUUGCAGCACUGGAGAAAGACAAAGAAGAACUACGUCACCAACUGCUUAGUGUUGAUCCCACGAGAGACAGCAAACGGAUAGAGCAACUGGUUCGAGAAAAAGUUCAUUUGUGUCAGAAAUUAAAAGGCUUAGAGGCUGAAGUAGCAGAACUCAGGGCCGAGAAAGAGAAUUCUGGUGCUCAAGUAGAAAGUGUCCAGAGAGUCCAGGUGCGGCAGUUGGCUGAGAUGCAGGCUACCGUCAGAUCCCUGGAGGCUGAAAAACAGUCAACUAAACUACAAGCUGAACGCUUGGAAAAAGAGCUCCGAUCAAGCAAUGAACAAAACACGGCUCUGAUCACUAAAGUGCAUAAAGCUGAACGGGAAAUAAAUGCCUUGACCAGUCAAGUAAAAGAACUUAAGCAUUCAAACAAACUAGAAAUAACAGACAUCAAACUGGAGGCAGCAAGAGCUAAGAGCGAGCUAGAAAGAGAAAGGAAUAAGAUCCAAAGUGAACUGGAUGGAUUACAGUCAGACAAUGAAAUUCUUAAGACAGCUGUUGAACACCACAAAAUGCUCUUAGUAGAAAAAGAUCGUGAAUUAAUACGUAAAGUACAAGUCGCCAAGGAGGAAGGUUAUCAAAAACUUGUGGUAUUACAAGAUGAAAAGCUAGAGCUUGAGAACCGAUUAGCGGAUUUAGAGAAAAUGAAAGUGGAAAAUGAUGUCUGGCUGCAGUCCGAAAAGGAUCAGUGCGAAGAGAAGUUGCGGGCUUCACAGAUGGCAGAAGAGUCAGCCAGAAGAGAGCUUCAAAGUAUUAGAUUAAAACUUCAACAGCAAAUUGUGAAUAUUGAAAAUGUAGAGAAAGAAAAAAUGGAAAAUUCUGACCUGAAACAGCAAAUCAGUAGUUUGCAGAUCCAAGUGACCUCCCUUGCACAAUCAGAGAAUGAACUGCUGAAUUCAAACCAGAUGCUAAAGGAAAUGGUGGAGAGGUUAAAACAGGAAUGCCGAAAUUUAAGAAGCCAAGCUGAAAAGGCACAACUAGAAGUUGAAAAGACACUGGAAGAGAAACAGAUACAGUGGUUGGAGGAAAAGCAUAAGCUUCAUGAACGCAUCACAGACAGAGAAGAAAAGUAUAGCCAAGCCAAGGAGAAAUUGCAGCGAGCUGCGGUUGCUCAGAAAAAGAGAAAAUCACUACAUGAAAACAAAUUGAAAAGGCUGCAGGAGAAAGUAGAAGUCUUGGAGGCGAAGAGAGAAGAACUAGAGACAGAAAAUCAGGUGUUAAAUAGACAAAACGUCCCAUUUGAAGAAUACACGAGGCUUCAAAAAAGACUGAAGGACAUACAGAGAAGACAUAACGAUUUCCGAAGUUUGAUUCUGGUUCCUAACAUGCCACCAACAGUAGCCAUCAACCCGGUCAGCUUCCAGCCCUCAACCUUAGUACCAGGCGCGGAGCUGUCGUUCCCUCCUCACAUGCAGGAGGAACAACAUCAAAGGGAGCUCUCCCUGCUCCGUAAAAGACUAGAAGAACUAGAAACGACACAAAGACGACAACUCGAGGAACUCGGAUCUCCUGGGGAAUGAUGUCCUUGGAGAAAUGGCCGGAAAGGGGGUGCAAUCAGUGACUCAGUAAAGCCUGAAGCUUCCACACUUUAUUACUGUUUGCCAAAGUUCUCAGUGUACCUCAAGCAAGGUCGUAACCGCAAACUGUGACUGACGGGCGGAUCUUAGGAGAAACGUUUCAGCAGUCUCAGAGAUACUUAGAAUGCUUAUUGUGACCCUUUGGGAGAGUAAAAAGAACUAAGUAGGGAAUCAGGUUUUAAAAUCAUUCUAUACUUGGUAGAAUUGUGGACACAUUUCUUCUGAAACAUGUCCUUACUGGAUUCCCUCUGCUCUGAGAUGCUUGACAGCUAGCAGGGCCAGUCAUGAUUUUCUUACUGUAUACAAGAGUUAUAAACUUCUAGUACUUGAAAACAGAUGACAAUCUAAAAAGUAGCAUAAAAAAGUUAAUCUAACUAUAUCUACAUUAUUGAAUGCUACAUUUUCUAAAAGCAGUGUGUACAUAAUUUAUAAAGGGCUUAAUAAAUAUUUUUAUAUCUAA
Erinaceus europaeus (western European hedgehog) is the source of this 2832-nucleotide messenger RNA. It is a transcript of the gene CEP83, whose product is annotated as centrosomal protein 83. Gene Ontology annotation, cellular component: centrosome. Bases 210 to 2315 code for a protein of 701 amino acids. The record is from RefSeq and is a predicted model, not a curated record. The transcript has 16 exons. NCBI's taxonomy places the organism in Eukaryota, Metazoa, Chordata, Mammalia, Eulipotyphla, Erinaceidae.